AUGACGCCCGAUCAGGAAGACGAGCGCCUAUUCGUGGGCGAAAUUUCUGGCAGGUUCCACCGCAUUCGACCCGUCCGUUUUAAUCCUCCCUCCCUUCGUUCGGUCUUUACUCAUCUCUGUCCUUCUUACCACUCACUCUCAUCUCCACUACUCACCCCAUACCCGACGAUGGUGAAGGAAACCAAAUACUACGACCUGCUAGACGCAUCCUCAGGUGCUUCAGAAGCCGACUUGAAGAAGGCGUAUCGCAAAAAGGCCUUGCGCUUGCACCCCGACAAGGGCGGGGAUCCCGAGCUUUUCAAAGAAGUGACACAUGCAUAUGAAAUUCUUGCAGAUCCACAGAAGCGAAGCAUAUAUGAUGCACGGGGAGAGGCGGGUUUGUCGGAGUCGGGAGGAAUGGGCGGGAUGGAUCCACAGGAUCUGUUCAGCCAAUUGUUCGGCGGCGGCGGUUUCUUCGGUGGCGGGCCAUCACGAAACCCCGGUCCUCGCAAAACGAAGGAUCUUGUGCACCGUGUACAUGUCACGCUCGAGGACCUCUACAAGGGCAAGACGUCGAAGCUCGCGCUCACUCGCAACGUGAUCUGCAGCAAGUGCAACGGCAAAGGCGGAAAGGAAGGCGCCGUGCAGACGUGUACUUCAUGUAACGGCAACGGUGUCAAGAUCACGCUCCGCCAGAUGGGCCCGAUGAUCCAGCAGAUCCAGCAAUCGUGCGACAACUGCAACGGCACGGGCGAGAUGAUCAACCAGAAAGACAAGUGCAAGACGUGCAAUGGGAAGAAGGUCGUCUCCGAGAAGAAGAUGCUCGAGGUGCACAUUGACAAAGGCAUGAAGGGUGGCCAGACUAUCACGUUCAGAGGCGAGAGUGACCAGGCGCCGGGCAUCACCCCGGGCGAUGUCAUCAUUGUGAUUGAGGAGAAACAACAUGAGCGGUUCAAGCGGCAGGAUAACGACCUGUUCUACGAGCACGAGGUGGACUUGUUGACUGCAUUGGCUGGCGGCCAGUUUGCGAUCAAGCAUUUAGACGAUCGGGCACUUAUUGUCAAGAUCGCGCCUGGAGAAGUCAUCAAACACGACGACCUGAAGGUGAUUCAGGGACAAGGGAUGCCAUCGCAGCGACACCACGAGCCUGGCGACAUGUUUGUGCACUUCACCGUCAAAUUCCCCGACCACAUUGACCCAGAGGUGAUCCCGUUGCUUGAACGCGUGCUGCCACCGCGGGCGGCGAUGGAGAAGUUGCCGAAGAGCAUGAUGCAGGAGGAGGUGGAGCUGAUGCAGGUGGACCAGCGACAACGGGUGCGGGCAAGUGGUGGAGAGCCGAUGGACGAGGAUGAGGGGGAGCCCCGGGUGCAGUGUGCGAACCAAUGA
Molecule: messenger RNA, 1365 nt
Organism: Sparassis crispa
Lineage: Eukaryota; Fungi; Basidiomycota; Agaricomycetes; Polyporales; Sparassidaceae
Product: Mitochondrial protein import protein
Exons: 6
Coding region: 1-1365 (454 amino acids)
Biological process (GO): protein refolding; response to heat
Cellular component (GO): cytosol; cytoplasm; nucleus
Molecular function (GO): Hsp70 protein binding; ATP binding
Source: RefSeq, a predicted model, not a curated record